AUGGUUAUACUUUCCAUUUGUUCAGCUUUUUCUUAUCUUGAUGAUGAAUAUUUAUAUGAUAAGGACAGAAUAACUGAAAUGGAAUUUAGUGGGAAACAAUAUGAUGGUAUAAAUUUCGUUACAACACUAACAAAAAACCCACAUUGUUUUCAGUUAUUAGAAAAAACGAAAAUCCCUUAUGAAGAAGAUGAUACUAUUGUUUUUAAUGUCUCUCAAAUCCAUCCUUUAUCAGCAUUAGUUACAUUAUCAAAUCUAAUCUUUGCCCAAAACGAAAGUCCUUAUUUCUUAGUCCCUUUUCUUUAUCCUUCUCAAAUGAUGGUUCUUCAAAACUAUUUCAAUAUUUCAUUUAUGACUCUUCAAUCUGGAAUUAUUCAAACAUAUGCCAAAGUUAAUCAAACUUCUGUAAUUAUAAUAGAAAGUAGUAUGAUAACUACAGUAUCAGUUUAUGAAUGGAAAGAUGGAUUAUUUUUAGAGACUGAACGAAAAGUAUUUAAUAAAGGUAGAAUAGAUAGACAAAUUCAACUAGGAAAACUUAUUACACGACAAGAUUCAUCUCCAACAGAAGUUUUUAAGUGUGGUAAAAAAUUAGAUGAAAUUCUUGCAAAUAAAGAAGAUUUUAGUGAGAAAAAUAAAAUUCCAUUUUGUUUAGUUACAUCCCACAAAAAUAUUAUAUCUACUCUUGAAGAGUUUUAUACUGAAAUUAUUCAAUACCUUAAAAAUAUUCUUCCACUCAAAAAAGGACAAUUGUUAUAUUCAAGUUUUUUAAUAGGAUAUUUCGAGGAUGUGAUUAGAAAAAGUCCAGACUUUAAAGAUUGGAGUGUAAUUACUGUUGAUGUUCAUAAUGUAUUAAAAAACAAAAAACUUGAUAAGUACACAAUUACUACUAGAAGGCAUGAUCAUUAUACAUUAUUUAAUCCUUAUAUACAAAAGUCUAUCCCUAUUUUGACAGAUAAACUUAAUCAAACUCUUUAUGUUAAUAUCACUCUACCUUCAAAUACAACUCGUUUAUGUGAAUUACGUGGAACACUUGACUUUUCUCUUCCAGAAGAAGUUAUUGGGACUAUUUAUUUAGAAAGAGAACCAAAUAAAUACCAAGCUCAGAUAACAGGAAGUUUUGAGAUAACUAUAAGUAAGUCUAAACCAGAAAUAACUAAACAAUCUAUUUUUUAUGAGGAGUAUCAAUGUCAUACUUUACAAGGAGAGGAAAAUUGUACAACAUCAUUAAUUGAAGUUCCAAUAAAAUUAGUUCUACGAAAGGAUAUUGACUUAGCCAUUCAAAAUAAAAACUCUUUCAUAAUGGAAUCAAAACAAUUAAUAUCCAAAUUACAAAUAGCUACUUUGCAAUUUAAGUCAUUAAAUUAUCUUCAAGAUGGAAUUGAAUGGAUGAGAAGGAUUGGUCUUAGUGAAGAGUCACUUAUUCUUUCAAAAUUUAUUUCUAAAUCUUCAAGUAGUUAUGAACUUAUUGAAAUAGCUGAUUUAGUCUAUGAUUAUGUAAUGGAAAAUAGUCAUGAAAUGGAAUAA
Entamoeba nuttalli P19 is the source of this 1521-nucleotide messenger RNA. RefSeq lists its product as hypothetical. The transcript has a single exon. Lineage: Eukaryota; Evosea; Mastigamoebida; Endamoebidae. The record is from RefSeq and is a predicted model, not a curated record. The coding region runs from base 1 to 1521 and encodes 506 amino acids.